AUGCAUUGCUGUUCAUACCUGUUUCAGUCUAUUCGUAUCUAUCCAUCUAUCUAUCUAUCUAUCUAUCUAUCUAUCUAUCUGUCUAUCUAUCUAUCUUUUCAUCUCUUUCUAUGUAUCUAUCUUGGUCUGUUCAUAUCGAUCUACCUUUUUAUUUCUACAUGUAUCUAUCUCUUUCAGUUGAAAUCGGUCCACAAUGUUCAGAGACUGUUGUGGAAAAUAGAAUGCAUAUACAAACCCUUCAUUUUAUUUCAUCUAUCUAUCUAUCUAUCUAUCUAUCUAUCUAUCUAUCGCUGUCUUUUAAUCUGUUCUCUCUCUCUCUCUCUCUAUCUAUCUAUCUAUCUAUCUAUCUAUGUAUCUAAUUUCCUACCAAUAUCUAUCUAUCUAUCUAUCUAUCUAUCUAUCUAUCUAUCUAUUACUUCGAAGAAAGAGAUUAUUCUUCUUCUUAUUAUUAUUAUUAUUAUUUCUCCCCCUUUUCUUUUUCAUUUUGUUCUCUUCGCAUCUUUCUUUUUCUUCACGAUUUCUCUCUUUUCAUUCUUAUUCUCCACAUAUUCCCACUUAACACCUCCCUUCUCCUCCUCCUCCUACUCCUCCUCCUCCUUCUUCUUCGUCUUCAUUUUCUCUACGCCUGCCGUCUUCUUUUUCUACUUCUCAUGCUUUACUGUUUCCUUUCAUUCUUAUUCCUCUCCUCCUCCUCCUCCUCCUCCUUCGUCGUUUUAUUCUUCUUCUCAUUAUUAUUAUUAUUAUUAUUCUCAUCGUGUUUCCUGUUUUCUUUUUCAGUUAUUCUCAUCACGUCUUUCUUUUCACCUUCUCUCUCUUUUAGUCUUAUUCCUCACAUCUCUUUUCACUGCGUAUCUCUACGUCUCCCUUCUUCUUCCUCUCGCUUUUUCAUCCCGUCCUAAUCUCGUGAGACGAUGUCUCCACCUUCUUUUAUCUGUCUAG
Acanthosepion pharaonis is the source of this 939-nucleotide messenger RNA. The record is from the annotation of a GenBank genome assembly. Lineage: Eukaryota; Metazoa; Mollusca; Cephalopoda; Sepiida; Sepiidae.